Molecule: messenger RNA, 561 nt
Organism: Blepharisma stoltei
Lineage: Eukaryota; Ciliophora; Heterotrichea; Heterotrichida; Blepharismidae
Source: the annotation of a GenBank genome assembly
AUGCCAAGCCCAAAAAGAAAAAGGAGCAGAUCCCGUGAAAAAGAAGACUCUAAAGACUUCAAAUACACAGCAGCAACACCCAAGGAGCUUAAAGCUCUCCUUCUCCAGUACAUGGUCACCGACAAGUUUUCAACCCCAAUCGACAGCCAAAGCUUGAUGAGGAAUUUAAGAAUGCUUUUCAGAAGCACAUCAGGAAGAAUGAUGAUGAGAGGCUUUGACCUUUGUGAAAUUCUUAAAGAUUUAGAAGAAAAAAGAGCAAUCAAGCUUGAGCCUUUUGAUAUUGGAACCAAAACUUGCCAAAUGAUUUUAACUGUAAAUAAAGAUAUUUUACAGCAGCUGGGGAGAGAGACUUCUAAAGACCGGCCUAAAAAAGGGGCGUCUUCGAGCAUUGCCUAUAGAAAUGACAAAGUUUCAUGGCUAAAGCAAGCAGAUAAUGAAAAAAUUGAAAUUUCUAAGGCAAGUAAACAGCAAAAUGGCGCUUUUAAAGAAGAAAUAGAAGGUGAUUCAUGGAGUUUUAAGCCGAUUGGUAAAGAAAAGAACUAUGCAUUGGCUACAUUUUAA